Molecule: messenger RNA, 1866 nt
Organism: Arabidopsis lyrata subsp. lyrata
Lineage: Eukaryota; Viridiplantae; Streptophyta; Magnoliopsida; Brassicales; Brassicaceae
Exons: 6
Coding region: 558-1508 (316 amino acids)
Source: RefSeq, a predicted model, not a curated record
AUCAGAGUGAGUGAAAGAAAGAGAAAGAGAAGAAGCGUUUCGUCCUCUUCGUUUCCUUCUUCCAUUAAUACAAAGCAAAUCCUACUCAGAAAGCUUUAUUCAAUCUCUCUACUUCAGUUUCUGUGUCCCCAUUUUUCAUCAGAAAAUUUAAAAGAGUUAAACUUUAACCUCAAAAUCUGGGAAUAAGUAAAAAAGAACCCAGUUUCUGAUUAUCAUUUUCCCUUUAUAAUCGAAAGUUUCGAUUUUUAAGAAGACCCCAGAAGCUGUGUUCUUGAUUUUUUCUUGGUGAGAGUAAUCUUUUUUUUUGGGAGGGUUUAAAGGGAAAAUUUUGGGUGAGAAUCUGAGUGUUGGGAUUUACAUAAAACGAUAAAAAGGAAAGAGCUUUAUAUUGGGAAUUAUAAAGCUACCAUAUUGGGAUUUGUGGUGUUUUUAUUAAUGAGAGAAGACCAGAAAUUAUUAAAUUUCCAAACUUUGUCUUCCAUUUCGUGGACUCAAAUUUGUUUAUAAAGAUCUCAAAAUCAGAGAGAUUGAGAAGACCAAGAAGAAGAAUUGAGAGAAUGUGGUGGUGGUCUUCUUCAACUAAAGGUCGUUCAAAUCUGGAGAGGUUUCUUUUAGGAAUCACUCCUAAGCCUCCUUCGUUCUCUCAUCCUCAGGAACAGGGAAAGGAGGAGAUUGAGUAUUUCAGGCUUGGUGAUCUCUGGGAUUGUUAUGAUGAGAUGAGUGCAUAUGGCUUUGGAACACAGGUUGAUCUAAGCAAUGGUGAAACCGUUAUGCAGUACUAUGUCCCGUACCUAUCUGCCAUCCAAAUCCACACUAACAAACCCGCCUUGCUUUCCAGGAACCAGAAUGAGGUGGCUGAAUCUGAGAGUAGCGAGGGUUGGAGCGAUAGUGAGAGUGAAAAGCUAUUGUCAAGGUCAUUGAGCAAUGAUUCGAGCAAAACAUGGGAUGCUGUCUCUGAAGAUUCGGUUUUCGAUCCGGAUGGUACGCCAUUGCUGAAAGAGAGACUUGGUUGCCUUGACUUUAAGUACAUUGAAAGGGAUCCUCCGCACAAGCGGAUUCCCUUAACCGACAAGAUAAACGUAUUGGUGGAGAAAUAUCCAGGACUCAUGACCUUAAGGAGUGUCGACAUGUCUCCUGCAAGUUGGAUGGCUGUUGCGUGGUACCCGAUAUAUCAGAUCCCGACCUGCAGAAACGAGAAAGAUUUGACGACAGGCUUCCUAACUUAUCAUACUCUAUCUUCGUCUUUUCAAGAUAAUGUGGUGGAAGGAGAUCAAAGCAACAACACAGGCAAUGAAGAAACAGAGUUUUGUGAAGAGUCUGUUAUAAACAAGAGAAUCCCAUUGCCUCCAUUUGGUGUAGCAACUUACAAAAUGCAAGGAGAUCUUUGGGGGAUGACGGGAUUUGACCAAGACCGGUUGGUUUAUCUUCAAAGCGCUGCGGAUUCAUGGCUGAAACAGCUCAAUGUUGAUCACCAUGACUAUAACUUCUUCCUAAACUCAAGCUUCUAAAGAUCAAUCGGGUCGUUCGUAUGUUUAUCCUUCUCCAAACCUUGAAAAAACUUAUAACCCUCAACUUUUCUUUGUUGUUUUCAAAAGCUCCUUUCCUUCUCUGUGUUUUUUUAUUUUUGUCUGGCUCGUUGUGUUGUUUUAGGUAGCAACCGCCGCCAUCGCGGAGUUUUUUCUCCUGUUGCAAGCCCAUCAUGGAAGUUUCUAAGAAGAAAACAGAGCUUCUUUUUUUUUUCACGGUGUUGAGAAAACAAGAAAGUUGUUUUCUUUUCUUGGGUGAGAUCAUGUAAAUUGACCUUGAACAGAGAACUCUGUUUUGUACUUUUCUGUCUAAAUAUAUAAAAAUCUGUCUUUCUUGUAU